This is a messenger RNA of Fusarium tjaetaba, 948 nucleotides long. RefSeq lists its product as uncharacterized. The record is from RefSeq and is a predicted model, not a curated record. Lineage: Eukaryota; Fungi; Ascomycota; Sordariomycetes; Hypocreales; Nectriaceae. The transcript is spliced from 2 exons. Bases 1 to 948 code for a protein of 315 amino acids.
AUGUCAUCGCGCUCGACCGCCAUUAUCUCACACGGCGAGAUUGAUGCAAAUGCUCUUGAAACGUAUGGCAAAACUGGAGAUGUGUUGCUCCGAAUCGGAAACGGCGGUGCAGGUGCUACUGGCUUGAUCAAAGAACUUGCCCAAGACUACUUGGAGGCUCGACGCAACCAUGGUUUGAUUGAGUGGAUGUGUAACCACUCCCGCAACACGCAGCUAGCGCUACUGAAAGGGUUCAUUGACUUUGCCUUGACUUAUGAACGCGACCAGGAAGCUUUAGCUCAGGCCGAAGGAUGGUCAUACACGGCUGGAUGCGUAUUUCACGACCACUUUUGCCUAGCCGGGCCCCUUACAGACCCUGCGGGACUGGCAUCCGCAGACUCAUUACCUAAUGCUUUCGAGAAGAUCGCUGCCUCGGGCAGCCUAUUUCACAGCCGUGUCGACCAUUCUGCAACUAUGUGGAAAGAACGCGAAAUCUGGUCUCUGACUGGCCGGGAGCCAUGGGAAGACCAAGCGUCAACAUCAUCCUGGUACAAGACAAGCAUUCUAUCGCCACCAGAGGCUCUUAAAGGGGCUGAUGCCGCUGGUGCCUACUUCCUAAUUGAUCGGUCAACAGUUUUGCGACAGACUGGACUUGGCACCAUUUCCAAUUCUACCAUCUUCUUCGAGCCAACUCACUCAAAGGAUAUUUUGAUGAACAGUUGCUAUGCUUCAUUUUCACCAGAUAUGGUAAAGGCGGAUAUCCCUGCGGCACGCCACGUACGCGGAUUUUUCUUGUACCUUGUGUCGCCCCGAGGUCAGGCGGUGAUUCGUGACUAUGGCAUCGCGCAGACAGGAUUGCCUCUGUUCGCUCCUGUCGAAGAUGGUGUCGCGUUGACGCGUUUGCGCGGAGGACGCCCAAUUGGCGGCAAGUGGGUAAAGGACACCGAGUUGUUGAAGGCAAGAUUGUAA